CUUCAAAGCCCGUGCGUCCGAUCGGUCCACUCGCGGUGGGCUGAGAGCGUGCCAAUACGGCACCUCUCGACACGACACGGCAGCCUCGGACGCUGAGCGGCGUGCGACACCCGUUAGCUGAACAUGUUUCAAGGUACCGUACUCACACCGGGCACCGUACGCGGGAUGACACGACGUGCUUGCUACGAGAACUCGCUACACUCUGACAGCCUGUUCCUGGGUACCUCGCUCGAGCUGGGCGUUAUAAGGUUAACGUUUACGGUACGCAUCGAAGUCCUCCCCAUUCGUGACCGAGCGGCGCCAUGCGAUCCCAACUCGUUGCGCAUGCCUUGCUGGCCAUCACCUACGCUUCCAUUGUUCGCUGUGCGCUCUAUGACAACCCAGCGCUUCUUCCGUCGAGAAAGUACGAUUUUAUUAUCGUAGGAGCCGGGACUGCAGGAAACGUUCUGGCAAGCAGACUUAGCGAGGUGCCGUCGUUCAACGUGCUCGUUAUUGAAGCGGGUUUGAGCAAUCGCGCGGUCAUAGAUGACGAAAUUCCGCUCCUGGACUCAACACUUUCGCCCGAUACUUCGAUAACGUGGAACUAUACGACGACAGAACAAGUCGGUCUCUACAACAGGACUGUGGUCUAUCCCAGGGGACGGGUCCUUGGUGGCUCGAGCACCAUCAACUUUUGUGUGUGGACGAGAGGCUCUGUCGAUGAUUGGGAUCGCUAUGCCAAUGUGACAGAAGAUAUCGGUUGGUCAUGGAACGAAAUGCUGCCGUACAUGAAGAAGAGCGAAAGUCUAGUCCCUCCAAGCGAUCACCAUGACACUGCGGGGCAAGUGAAUCCUGUCGUUCACGGCUUGAGCGGCCCGAUACACAUCAGUCUACCCGGGGUGUCUACUCCCCUCGAUCCUUUGGUCUUCGAAACGACGCAUCAGCGCCCCCACCGCUUCCCGUACAACAUCGAUUACAACUCUGGCUAUCCUCUGGGGAUAGGAUGGUCUCAGGGCUCCGUCUCGACCUCCGGCAGGAGGAGCAGUUCAGCGACGGGCUACCUCGAACCUGUCAUUGACCGCCCGAAUCUUGAUGUGCUCAUCGAGACGCAAGUCACUCGGCUUAUAUCAUACGAUGAAGGCACCGGUCUUCUAUCGUUCACAGGGGUGGAACUGGCGCAGAACAGGACAGCACCGCGGUACACUCUUCGGGCGCAGAAGGAGGUGAUAUUGAGCGCUGGGUCCAUGGGCACUCCGCAGCUGCUGCAACUUAGUGGUAUCGGCGAUCCUACGCUGCUCCAGGCGGUGAACAUCACGCCCCUGGUUAAUCUCACUGAUGUGGGCCAAAACUUGUCGGACCAUCCCCUGCUGGGAAACCCGUGGGUUGUCAAUUCCACUGCUACGUGGGACGAUAUCUUCCGUAACGCCUCUCUCGCGAACGAGCUGUUCUUACAGUGGAACUCGACUGGAACAGGGCCGUACGUCGACGACGGUACAAACCAAAUUGCUUGGAUAAGGCUGCUGAACGAGACCGAGGUCUUCGCGAACUUCACCGAUCCUUCUGCGGGACCUGCCUCUCCCCACAUCGAAAUUCUGCCGCACAACAACUACGUGUCUUUCACUCAGCCUGAGCCUGCCACCGGAUACUACAUGUCCAUGACUACUGCAAUUGUCUCGCCCGCUUCUCGAGGGACCGUCGUACUUGCCUCUAACGAUCCAUUCGAUUACCCCGUGAUCGACCCCGGUAUUCUGGCGGAUCCAUUCGACGUGUACACCAUGGUCGAGGCUGUGAAGGCCGCUCGAGAGUUGGUGAAAGCACCCGUUUGGCGCAACUACGCGAUCGCGGAGUACUCGGCGUUCGCCCUCGCGCAGACCGACGCCGAGCUCGAGGUGUACGUGAGGAACUACACCACCACCAUCUGGCACCCCGUCGGGACCGCCCGGAUGUCGUCGAACGCGAGUGAGGAUGGCGUGGUGACGUCGUCGCUGCUUGUGAAGGGCACGAUUGGCUUGCGUGUCGUUGACGCGUCUGUUCUGGUUCGUGACUCAGUCGUUCGCUUCGGUGCAUCCAUUGACAUACUUGCGAAGCCGUACAUCCCUGCUGCACACCCGCAAGCAUCCGUGUAUGCAGUGGCUGAGAGGGCAGCCGAUUUGAUCAAGCUCGCGUGGCCUCAUUAGUCACAGUCUAGUGUGUUCGUUACUUUAAUCAUCUGACGUUCAUUC
This is a messenger RNA of Fomitopsis serialis, 2201 nucleotides long. RefSeq names its product aryl-alcohol oxidase-like protein. The record is from RefSeq and is a predicted model, not a curated record. The transcript has 10 exons. The coding region runs from base 303 to 2156 and encodes 617 amino acids. Gene Ontology annotation, molecular function: oxidoreductase activity, acting on CH-OH group of donors; flavin adenine dinucleotide binding. NCBI's taxonomy places the organism in Eukaryota, Fungi, Basidiomycota, Agaricomycetes, Polyporales, Fomitopsidaceae.